Molecule: messenger RNA, 4981 nt
Organism: Maylandia zebra (zebra mbuna)
Lineage: Eukaryota; Metazoa; Chordata; Actinopteri; Cichliformes; Cichlidae
Gene: gal3st4
Product: galactose-3-O-sulfotransferase 4
Biological process (GO): glycolipid biosynthetic process
Cellular component (GO): membrane
Molecular function (GO): galactosylceramide sulfotransferase activity
Source: RefSeq, a predicted model, not a curated record
CAGCCGUCUGCUGAGCCAACAGGAGCAGUGCAACAAGGACGCCCUUUGUUUUCUUCACUAACCGGACACCGCUAUACGAGGAAGACCUGCUGAACCGCACCCUGAUUGGUCGAUGUCAAGUUGUCAGGCGUCACACUGUAGAGAGAGGGCGAGUGGACCCAAAUGCAGGACUCGCAGGCAGAUUGAAGGUGUGGAUGGUAUUUAUUAGUGAGGCUGGACGGACAGAAGCUAUCUGAAACUGAAAGACUGGCUGACUGAAGUAGACCUGGAAACACACCUGUGGAUUAGACGAUGAUAAGACGAGGAACUGAGAGAAACUGAGGGUUUAAAUACACCGGCUCAUGAUGGCAAGAAACAGGAUGUUGCGAUCGCUGGUUUGUGGUCGGCUGGGUCCAGUUUGGAUGUGGAAAGCGCUGCUAUUCUUUGUGGCCAUUGCUUUUGCCACCCAGCUGCUAGGAAUCAUCUUCAACAAGAGCAGUGCCCAACCAGCUGCUCACUCCAUCUUUUCAUCCCCUGAUGCCCAGGGGCCGUCUCUGGGCUCCUGUCAGCCCCACACUCACAUCAUGUUCCUCAAGACACACAAGACAGCAAGCAGCACAGUGCUCAACAUGCUGUACCGCUUUGGAGAGGAACGCAACCUUCGCUUUGCCCUUCCACUGGGCUACCAGCUGGGGUACCCACUACCCUUCAAUGCUCACAGAGUCAAAGGUUAUCGAGGUCCCCGAGCCACGGAGUUUCACAUCAUGGGCAAUCACAUGAGGUUUAAUAAGCCAGAGGUGGAGAAAGUGAUGCCUGCAGACACAUUCUACUUUUCUAUCAUCAGGGAUCCUGUUGCGCUGGCGGAGUCCUCUUUUGCUUAUUACAAAGAAGUAGCUCCUGCCUUUCGGAAGGCAAAAGGGCUGGGCGACUUUGUCGACGACCCAAAUAAAUACUAUGACCCUCGUCUUCGCAACAACCACUAUGCCCGCAACCUGCUGUGGUUUGAUUUUGGCAUGGACAAUAAUGCUAAUUUCUCAGUGGAAUUAGCUCAGCAUGGUGAGGCCAUGAUCCGCCAGACAUUCAGACUGAUUCUUGUGUCCGAGUACUUUGACCAGUCUAUGAUCCUGCUGAGACAUGCCCUCUGCUGGCCACUGGAUGCUGUAGUCUCAUUUAGCCUUAACGCUCGGCAGCAAAAGCCCAGCAGCAACAGCGUAAUGAGCGGAAGCUGGGUCGGCAAAGCUGCCGUAGCGGCUGGCGUCGGUGCUAGAGCUGGACGCUCACAAGGCAAGAUGUUGCCCAAUCUGUCGCUAACGGAUCAUCAGCGGGAGAAGCUACGCCAGUGGAACGCCUUAGAUUGGUACCUAUACAAAGCCUUCAACCGCACGUUCUGGGAGGAUAUCGACAAGUUUGGUCGUGCCCAGAUGGAGCAAGAAGUAGCUCUUCUUAGGAUGCGGCGGGAAAUCCUGGGCCGGGUUUGUCUGAAGGAUGGUGGAAAGCCCGUAGAAGCGUACCGGAUACGAGACAAAAAUAUCCGACCCUUUCAGAGCGGAGUAGUAAAGAUUCUUGGAUACGAGCUCCAGCCGGGUCUCGACAAUGCUACCAGGACGGCCUGUCUGAGGAUGAUUAGGCCCGAGAUCCAAUACAAAGAUUUGCUGGAUAGUAAACAGUUCCCACGGGCUGUCCAACCCCAGCUGGGACAGCAGGGACAGCUAGCAGCUGGUGGUGCUUUUGUAAGACAUGAUUCAUCUAGGACAGGAGAGAAAAUGAUGAUGGGAGAAGCUGAGAUGGAAAGAGAAAGAGACUGGGAUGGAAGCCGUAUAAUGAAGAGUAACCAGACUUUAAAAGGAGUGCGAGAAAAAGAAAGAUUGAGAUAGUUUAAGGUGAGUUACAUGUUACCUUUGAUUUGUGAGGGGAAACGGACCAGAGACGCCUGAGCCAAAUUUAGUUUACAUGUGAGAAAGAAACAAGCUUCUCUGCAGCACUUCCAGUUUUCUUUCUUUUCCUGAACACACUCUCUGGUUUGGUAUGUUUUCAUCUUUGGCAAUUACUCCCAGUGACAGUCUAUUUUAUCAUUGGAACUGCAUUUUCUUAUUGUGUUGAUGCUUAAAUUAAAUGAAAGUUACAAGCUGUCCCAAGGUUACAGAGGAGGGGUACACCGCUCGGGUCUUGUGGCUGAUCCGACACAGGCGGGAGUUUGUGAAAAUAAAAACAUGAAGACAGUCUCGCUGGACAGAGCACUGCAGAAAACCAAGACAUUUUAGGUUUGUUGUUGCAUUAACAGCUGUUAUUGAUUUCAUCAGACAAAUGAUCGCUUCCUUGCUCAAAUCUUUUUUUGUAUUUUAACAUACAGACUGUUUUUUACAUAAGCUUGCCUUUAAACGCGGCUCAGAGACAGCAAAUCUCAUCUAUAGGAGAAGUCCGCAGAUAGCAGCUGUGGUGGUGCAGGUACAUCUUCCAGAUGAAUUUUUAAAAAUUCACUUUUAGGCAGGAUUUUAAAUGUUUUGAUUUACAUCAGGUUUGUGUAAUGAUUUUUUUCCCAGUGAAAUUAAGGUAGUGCUUCAAAAUAAGUGCCUGUGGGCGUGUCUCCUGAAACACCACAGGCUUGUUUGUGCUGUUGAGUGGUGAGUCUGGACUCUAAAAGCUAUUUCUGGAUUAUGAGUUUCAGUUUUCUGCCACAGUUUGUUUACAUUUAGGAAAAUACAUCUUUUAGCUUUAGACUAAGAUUGCUAUAUUGUUUCAGAUCCACACUUUCAGCAACAUUAACCACGUCUGCACCUGUCGGGCAGAAGGCUUAUAGCUCGCUGUUGUUUCCAGUGACUCCCAGCAGUCCCAGUUUCAUUUUGUCAUUGAGCUGCUCUUCCAUACUGAGGUCCAAAGCUACAUUGGGCAAGUGCAGGGCCAGCAUGCUUACCUUUCCCUCCUUUCUGAGGACGUGCCUGUGGAAGGAAAGUAGAGUCACAGACCAUAUUAGGAGUUUUAGCAGGUAAAGUGCUAAAGCUAGACGACUGUUUCAGUUGUGUUCUUCACCAACUGCUGUCCGUACAAUCUAACACAGGCUGAAAACAACGUUUCUUUGAUUGCAUAAGAAGUGUCACAGAGUGGGUUCACUGACAGUGUUGGCCCUGCCUUAGUGAGGGUCAUCCCUGCAUGCGAGGUAGCACAGGUGACAGACAGCGUCAGACGUGACUGCAUGCAUAUACAGGAAAUAUGCAUGCGCCACUUUGUUUUUAAAUGAACCUCCUUACAACAGGUUGUUUCCUAGAUCGUACAUGUUCGUUCAUUGUUGAAAGUAUUGAAUUUAUUGCCCAGUGUCAAACAUUCGAUUGUCUUGUUCUCCGUCCAGAGUCGGCCACCCUACACAGCGCACAUCUGGUCACCUCAGCAGUGGCCCGUAAGGGAGAUUCAGGCAUACUGUGUUUGAGUGGCUACCUCCUCUGAUGAAAGGAUAUUAUUCAUCUCUUACAGUCAGUCUGUUUAAAGAGAGUCAAUACUGAACAACGUCUUAAAAUCAAAGGGACAUAAAGUGUUUAUUUCCCUUCACUCAGGAAACCAGUGAUUUAUUUUAGUUUACUCUAAAACUGACUUUCUCUUCAUUCAUAAAUAAGCCAUCAUUAACAGUGAAACUCUUGCUUCAGGAGUGUCAUAGUCCUGUCUGGGGUCUCAACAACAUUGUUUCAGUCGCGCUAAUUAAAAUGUGCUCGAUGUCACAUCCAGAAAGGUCUCUGGAGGUCAAGCCUACGCAGACGUUUGGAAUGACAGAAGCUGCUUCUAUGUCACAGCAGCGUAACUGAAGUAAAUGGUUUCCUUUCCCGUGGUUUUCCUGGUUUCCAAGUCACGUCGUGUUGACUUUACUGAAAGAGACCUUUCUGUCUUUUGCACCUGCCAGCUUUCGUUUAGAUUUCGAAGAAUAUCGCUUCCUAUUCUGCUUGUUCGUGUUUUACACCCGUAACAGCUGAACAUUCAAAAAAUUACACAAUAUGGAUUUUUUUUAGCAUAGAGUGCUACUACAUGCUGUAACAUAAGUGUCCCUUAUAUUUUGGUUAUUAGAUAACUGUGACUAUUAUAUCCAGGUACAUUUUGUCACUCUCUGAAGGUUAGUGGUGAUAAGUCAUAUUUACACACAGCAUACAUGUCGGUACUCAAUCGCUGACGAAUGCCAAUCAAUUCUUGCCAACAUGGACGACAAACAGUUAAUACACUGAAAACUCCAUCAUAAUGUUUUUGUGCUUUUUGAGCGCCCUUCUAUAGGAUACCACAGUCGUGUCAUGUAAUCAGCACAGUGCAAUAAAGAAAUAAAAAGACUUUAUUAAUGCUGAGGAAAUUUCUUUAUUACACACUUAAUUCCAAUAUAAAUAUGGAAGAUGGCAAACAAGUUGAAAAAUGUAAACAAGUAAAAAUAAAAUGAGGUGAAACAUUUUCACAUAAAUAAAUAACAAAGUUAAGCCUGUUUCUUAAAUUCAGGACAGUAACUGUGUUGUCACCUCUGUCUGCUCAUACUUUUUAUUGGUGUUUAAACACGUGUGUGUGUGUGUUUUCUUCCUUUUAAUUGCACUCCAUUAAAAACAGCUUCUGGUACUAGAAGGUACCAGAAAGUCAAACUUUGCUUCCCGAUCUAGGAUAAAGCUUUAUUUGAAUUUUCGCAAAUACUGUAAUGUGACUCAUUUUGUAGCUCGUUUUCAGUAUUAAAGUUCCAUGUUGUACAUAGUGGACAAGAGCGGUACAGGUCAGAGUAAGAAGCAGUGGUAGGUGGUGUGAUUUACCUUCUGUCAUGCCCACUUCGCCAACGAUCUCUAUUCAGCCACUCCCACAGCCCUGACAGGACAUUUCACAGAGAACUCCUCAUGUUGCUCCAGAUGUUACUGAGCAGGCCGAGCAGCUGCAGUAUAUGUGGCUAUGAUCUUACUUGAAACUGUAUUCUGUCGGAAAUUUGUAGUAGAUCACGCUCUUUGUGUGCAUCUGUUGUGUUUGUUUUCUUGUACUAAAUAAUUAAAAAAAUCUUUAA